Messenger RNA from Sycon ciliatum, 1704 nucleotides. RefSeq lists its product as uncharacterized. NCBI's taxonomy places the organism in Eukaryota, Metazoa, Porifera, Calcarea, Leucosolenida, Sycettidae. Bases 340 to 933 code for a protein of 197 amino acids. The transcript is spliced from 7 exons. The record is from RefSeq and is a predicted model, not a curated record.
GACAAGCGCGCUAGCGCUCGUGACAUACACAAACGCGCUAGCCAGAAUGCUUUGACUUUGAUGGCUUUCAGCUUCUAUUUUUUGAAAAGUAGCGCGCUCAGACCAGCUCGCUCACUCUUUUCCUCUUCCAUUUUUUAGGGCAAUUGUUUUGUUUGAUAGACGAAGCUUAGGGUCUCUUUGGGUUUGCAACCCUUACCCUCCUGGAAAAAAUCAUAGUUGCUAGACUGCGACACUUCAGACCAGGUACUAUUAGAGCCGCUAAUGGACGACGAGCUAUUUUCCGCUAUCCGGAGCUCAAGCAUUUGAGCCGCUAAAUGGACGAGACUCCUGGGGUAAAGGAUGCAGAGAAUGAGGAGAAAACACUCGUAUGGAGCAGGGAGUAGGUAUUGUACUACUUCCUGGUAUGGAGCACUGAGAAGCGCAAUGUGCAACAGAAAUUACCAUGGUGAUACAGUAGAUUACCGUGUGAAGCGGUGUGAGAUGCAGCAAAGCAUUAGGCGAUUUGAUCGCAGGACAAGAGAGGAGCUGAUGGACGAUCUCUCCAGUGUCCCUCUUGGUUCGGAGCAGCGCCGAGUGCUGACGUUGGGACUUGGUAACCACCCCUGUAGUAUGGGCAAAGGUGUGUUCACUGGGGAGUUGAUCCGUAUCCGUCGGUCUUCGACCCUUGACCACCACUACGAAGCUGCUGCCGAGCGGCCGAAGCAGGCUUUCCGGGCCCGUGUAUACAAGCGCUCCAUCUUUCAUCUUUCAGACCCGUACACUAGGAAUGGAUGCGCAGGGAAGAGUUCUAGCAUCCGUAGCUGCCUCAGGGGGUGCCACUUCUCCCAUCAGCGUCGACUAGUCCGCCGAUCUCACUCAGCUCUGCUCUCCGAGCAUGCUGCUUCCAACACGACUUCCCGAAAGAAAAUGUGCUCGCGCAUUAGAGGGAGGUGAAAGAUGCACCUGCAGGAGAAUACAUGCUUAAGAGAAGGCAGAAACAUGCCCGGAUCCACCAGAACUAGUGCUGGCAAGUCAACAGAGGCGAGUACUGAUAAUGUUCCAGAUUGUGGUAGGAUCACAUAAGCAAAAUUGACACUGGGAGGCACGGCGGUGGGUCAGCUCAUGGCCAGCGCCAGCUCCAGUGGAUAUCACGUGCAUCCAGUUCUAGUACUAUAGUAUGACUGCUACAAAGUAGUGUGGCCCAAAUAGAACUCGGGUCAGGUGCCGAAGAACUGGGGGGUGGGGGCAUGUAUCAAUGAAUGGUAAUAACUCCGGAAAUCAUGCUGGUGUAUCGAGGGCGUGGGCCAAUGAAGUGCUGGAUUGAUGGUGGACGACUGUACUGCAAUCUUGGCUGGUCCCACUAUCGCAGAGACAGCACUUCCUGGUGCAACCACCCUAUCCUGCAAUCUAUAUAAUAAUUAUUAUAAGAGAUUUGUGUGAACGAUUUUAGCAUGAUGCAAGUCAACUUAUUGUGCUGGGGGCCUGGCUACAUGUCACUAUAGCUUUUUAUAGACUCGAUCACCGCAUUACGCUGCCUUGCGUUGACUUGAUUGAGCACUCUUUUUGGUUAGUGUCAAAGGUAUAUGUAAUAUGUAUCUGCCUUCGUGCAAAGCUCUCUUUGUGCGUGUCUUGCAGAUAGCUCGCUGACUUUGAUGCUUUGAGCCAUUUUCAAAUUGCUUUUUUUGUUCAUUUCAUAUAGACCGUAUUGCCAUUUGUUUAACCUCC